AUCUCAUUCGUUCACUGACCGGCGACGUCGUCGCGCGUCUUAUACGUAAAAUGUUGUUUAUGGUUUUGGUGUCACCUUGAUGCAUUUAAUAACAAUAAACUUAAAAUAAUUAAGAAAUCUUUGAAGCAGUGUUAUUAUUACUACUAUAAUUUGUGCAGUGUGUUUUUUAAGGAUCUUCUGGAUUUGGAUUGUUAUAUAUUACAAGCCAUGAAUUCCUCUGCUAGUUGCACGUUAGAGUCACCUUAUCAAAAUGAAUGCUGUGCUUCAAAACUGGAAUCUUUUGACCUGAAUAAGCCCGUAAAUGUAACCGUUAUUAUAGACGAUAUUUUCCAUCCAACUCCUUUCGUACCUCAGGACAUAAAUUUAAACGAAUUGAUGAAUAACGUUAUAGAUGAGACUUACUCUAAUUACCACGAUAAAAACCUGAGCAAAAGUAAAAAUACAAAAGCCAGGGCAAGAAAACGUGCCAGAAGCAUAAGUACAAUGCACCAAAUACCACCUUCCAAGCAAACGCCGAACUUUACGCCCAACGUUUCAGUUAAUCCACACACAAAAAACAAUAACAACGAAAUGACAUCAAUGCAUCAAUUCAUAAAUAUGGAACAUAAUUCAUUGUCUGUAAAUAACUCUUUGAGUAAUUAUGUUCCGAAAACAACGUUGCAUCCGUUAGAUAUAAUUUUAUACGAUAUUUUGCAAAUUAUCAAGUUUUACUUUAAGAAAACUCCAUCUGAUCAGCACCUGCAAUAUUAUGAAAAUUUUAAAAGAAUAAUGUUUAACCAUUCCUAUGAAUAUGUCCUAAAGUAUUUAAUACCAAUUGAACAUAAUGAGAAAGUUUUAUACAACUUUACAAUGAGGAUCACGACAGUCGCUAAAAAUUGCUCUUUACCUAUUGCUUUCAACCAAAGUAGACAUAUUUUAUUUCAAAUGAUGAAAUGGUGUAAGGAAAAAAGUAUGAUAUCACCACCUUCUUAUAACACAAUCCCAACAUUGAUGCCAGAAAACCGUUCUUCUAUAUCUAAUGAAAAUCACAUAAUAUUUAACAACAGAAACAUGAAUUUACCAAACACAUAUCAAGUUGAAUCAACAUUACCUGCACAAGAAGCAAGCUUUCAUGAAAAUUGGGAUCUUAAUAAUUUAUACAACAAUGCUAACAAAGACGGUAAUAAUCCUAGACUCGAGGAAAACUCACAUUUAUUGCAAAUAUUUACUUCAAAAUUACCACAACAUGGAUCAGUGCUUCGAGCAACCUUAAACCAGGAUACAAAUUGUGAACAAAAAGAAUAUUCAAUAGGACAUAAUGUUUUAAAUUCCUCUGGCAAUCCUCCAAUGGCUUCAAUAUUUGAAAGCGACUCGCUUCAGAAAAACAAUUAUGACACCUAUCGACCCGAAAAUGUAGAAUCAGAUAUUAGUCAACAAGCUGAAACAGAUAUAGAGACAAUAUCUAGAGACAGUGGUUUUACAAGUCCAUUAACGUUUAAUUUCUCGGAUGAAUUAGAAUUGAGCAAUAAAGAGCCGCAUACCGAAAUACACCAUGACGAAGUAAUACCAAUUAAUGAAAAUGUGACAUCUCUUAAUAAAAAUUUUAAGUUGAGCUCUUGUAAUGUGUGCAGGAAGAUUACCCACAAAAUGUGUAAAGGCUGUUACAAAAUUUUCUACUGCAGUAUUGAAUGCAUGAAAGCGGAGUGGCAACUUCACAAGUUUUUCUGCUGUCAAUCCCAAAAGGGUUGAUAAUGAUGUAUUGAAAUGAAAAUGGAAAAAUAUGAAGAGCACAAGCAGUAAACAUGAAACAAUUACUCCUACGAGUAUGUAAAUAUUAUGUAAAUAUAUUAUAGUGUUAUUUUGUA
Messenger RNA from Colias croceus (clouded yellow), 1844 nucleotides. RefSeq lists its product as uncharacterized. The transcript is spliced from 5 exons. The record is from RefSeq and is a predicted model, not a curated record. Bases 208 to 1728 code for a protein of 506 amino acids. NCBI's taxonomy places the organism in Eukaryota, Metazoa, Arthropoda, Insecta, Lepidoptera, Pieridae.